CAAGAGAAGGUAUUAUUUCCUGACGAUGAAGGUUGCGAUCGUUUUACUUUGUUUAGUUUGUGUUUGCUACUCCGGGGGAGGGAAGAGUAUCAAGGAUGGGUUUAUGAGUUUGGGAGGGGAACUUGGUGAACUCUCCAAUAGGGUUGAGGCUCUAGAGAAGAAUAAAGUUGAACAAGCUAAACUCACACAAGCGAGAUGGCACCUUGGAAUGAACAUAAACCCAGCAGAUGGGCACAUAUUUGGCUAUAUUGUAGGCUGGGCGACCGGUCACAAUAUUGGAAGUGACGAAAAAGCUUUGGAAGCGGAUUUUCUCAGCGCUGAAGUCUGGGAGGAACCGGCUAAUCAUAUCGCCAUAGUUCGACACCAGGGUGGCAUUGUGGACGCAGUCAAGGUCUGGCAGUUCAAAUACUGGGGCAAAUCCCUUCUUCACAGGUUUGGACGGAAGAAGAUGAACCCUGGCAGACAAAUUGUAACCGAAGGAGGUCCAAUCCAAGAAUCAAUCGCUGAGGACGCUGAAAACUUAGAAGACGAUCCCAUCUUCUCCGUAGGUGGAGACCUAGCUUUCAACUGGGCAUACGGCAACAAUGGCUGCAGAAUAGCUUUAACAGAAGGACACCUAUCCGGAGCUAAUGAAAAUGACGAUAACACACACGGACUGGGAAACGACUACAGGUGUAAUCCGUUAGACAACACCAGAAUAGGAAGUCUGUGGCCCCAUGAUGUGUCCAAUAUCCAGGAUUGCCCGUUAGGGAGCUGCCAUCACGUCAGACUGCAAGGUACGGACCACGGAUCAGGAUCCAGUCUGAUGUCUGGCCCGGUGUAUGGGAGUUAUGCUAUUUAUGUGUCAAUGGAUGCGCACAAGUUCCCGGAACCUGGUCAACAGCUCGCACAGGAGAUCAAAGUGUAAAUCAGAUGUAAAGUAAGCAAGUCACAAUCUUUAAAGCCUUCUUUUGGCGACAAGACAUUAUUCCUUGAAAUAGCAUGUAUUUUGGACUUUGUCGACUAUUUACCAUAUAUUAUUGAUCAUUAAAACUGUAUAAUUUUGAAAUAAAAUGAAUGCUAACUACCAAAAAUUGA
Molecule: messenger RNA, 1077 nt
Organism: Bolinopsis microptera
Lineage: Eukaryota; Metazoa; Ctenophora; Tentaculata; Lobata; Bolinopsidae
Exons: 3
Coding region: 26-907 (293 amino acids)
Source: RefSeq, a predicted model, not a curated record